GCCAGAGAGCUCCCCUGUGUGUGCUUUGCAUGACUGGUGUGAAAAUCUGUGUGUGUCUGAAGAGACACCAAGGAUUAGUGAGUACUGAUAUAUGUCCAGGCCAAUUACUGUGUCCCUCCGUGAAUGCAUGUUGUUACAGGUGUUUUUCUAGUUACAGGUGUACAUCCACCUGUGCGCACACAGCAUGGGCCCUGCUUAUAAUUGGCAUCUUACAGUGAAUUUUGAGGGAAGAGAAAAAAAAUCCUUUCAACAGUAGAGAGUGCCAGUGAACGUAGACAAGUGUUAAAACUCUCUGGAGAAUCAAACAUGCCCAGACACUAGUUUCUCUGACCUCAGGUUGAGGGUAGAUUAGUGGCUGUGCAGCUCCUUGCCCUAGUGACCAGACUGAUCUCACUGGUCUCCGAUGUACAGAUCAAAUUAUACAAUGCACCUUUUUGGUAAAGAUGCUGCCAGGAUUGGAGCUCUUUCUAAAAGAACCCUACACACAACCAUGCCCAGCUGGGUUAGAAUGUACAAGUGAGGGUGCUUCCUUUCUGUGCUGGGCUCGUCUCCUCAAUUUUGUGCAGUGCUUAAAUCCCACAUCUGAAUUUCCAGACUUCUGCCCCUGCGUGGCAUGCAAUAAGGGGUGCUGUGCACACUGCCCACCUUAUUAAUACAGUAAAUGGACCUAUGAGGCUGGGUUAGGACUGCCCCAUUAUUUGACUCUUAUCAACCUAUGGGGCCCUGAUGCUCAUGACAUGGUUGCCAGGAAGUGAUGCCCAUCCCUGAGGUAGGAAAGAAACCCACUAGAUUCUGGGUGACGGUAGUAGCAUUUGGGAAAGUUCAGAGGGAAGGGUGAGCUCCUGAUCACUCCACCCCGAUGUUUGCUCUCAGCUAGAAGAGAAGAUGCAAGCACUGGACCUCCCCAAUGAGGAGGGUGCCUGAGCCUGAAACCAGAGAUUGGUGGGAGGGGUAGGCCGCAGCUCUGUGGGAUGAAUCACAUAAGGAGGGCACAGGCCUCUUUCAUCCCAUGGGCAUGCAGGAGGAUCGCAUUAACCUGUUGUGUUCUUUCACCCCUCUCCCUAACUCGGAUGGAUGACAGAACAUCUUGGAGCAGUUUAACCCUGCCCUGGAGAACCUGGUCUACCUGGGCAACAACUACUUACGCACUUUCCACGCACUCUCUAAGGCGGCUGAAGUCUAUUUUAAGGCAAUACAGAAGAUUGGGGAGCAAGCCCUGCAGAGCUCCACCUCGCAAAUGCUGGGCCAAAUUUUGAUACAGAUGUCUGACACCCACAGGCAUAUGAACUCUGACCUGGAAGUAGUGGCUCAGACGUUCCACAAAGACCUGCUGCAGCAUAUAGAGAAAAACACCAAGCUGGACAUGCAGUUUAUCAAGGACAGCCAUCAGCAGUACGAACUGGAGUAUCAGCACAGGGCUGCCAACCUGGAGAAGUGCAUGUCGGAGCUGUGGAGGAUGGAGAGGACUCGAGACAAAAACACCUGGGAAAUGAAGGAGAAUGUGAGGCGCUUGCAGUCAGAGAUGCAGGCAUUUGUCUCUGAGAGCCAGCGGGCUGCCGCGCUGGAGGAGAAGCGCCGCUACCGCUUCCUGGCUGAAAAGCACCAGCUGCUCUCCAGCACCUUCCUCCAGGUGUACAGCAGGGCCUGGGGCAUCAUCCAGAGCAAGGUGCCAAAGUGGAAGGAGCAGUUGGAGGCCAGCCGCAAUCCAAGCAGCAGACACUCCCCGAGCCUGCUCAGUGCCUCCCAUGGCCAGGGGUACACGUCAGGCCGCCUGACUCCCAGCUGCCUCGACAUGCCUCAGAGGCCUCUGGGAGAUUUUGGCUCAGCCAUGACUGGACGUAGUUCAAGCCCCUUCCCCCAGGAGCCUGCAGAACUUCUUAGACCCUCUCCUCAGCCAGAGCCAACCAGGAGAGGUCUGCAGAAGACUUCAUCUGCUGGCUCACUCUCCGCCAGCCAGCGCUCGCGCUCCAGCUCCUUCGGUGAGCGGGCAGGAGGAGGCAGCAACGUGUUUAGAGUCCAGACAAUUGUGCCCCACUCUGCUGGCACCAACCGCACCUUGCUGGGGUUCAACCUCGGGGACAUCAUCAUGGUGCUGAUCCCAGAGGCGCAGAACGGCUGGCUGUACGGCAAGCUAGAGGGAUCAUCCACGAGCGGCUGGUUCCCCAAAGCUUUCGUAAAGCCCCUGGAGGGAGUAAGAGACCCGGAGGAACCGCCCAGCAGGUCCUUCCCGCUGCGGAGCAGUCACAGCAUGGAUGGCCUGGAUUGCCCCAGUGUCCCAUCAGCAGGGAAUUACCGACACGACGCUGCCCCGCCCCAGUCACCAACCCCUUCUCCAGCCUCACGUGGUGCUGGCAGCCGCCGGAGCAGCUUGGUUAGCACUGCUGCUCCUUCGGAUUCCAAGAAGUCAGCUAUGCAGGAGCAGCCCCCAGAGCUCUUCCCCCGCGGCACCAAUCCAUUUGCCACAGUAAAGCUGCGCCCCACCGUCACCAACGACCGGUCUGCACCCAUCAUCCAGUGAAAGGAGGCGGUGGAGAGCAGCAGAUUCUGGGGGGUUGACAGAAGCAGAAGUGCUAGAAACACACAGUCCUUUCCCGUUCCUGGGCCACCGUGACCUCGGGUUGGCGCUAACCUAGUGCAGUUUCUCAGGGCAUGACCCCAGCGGUGGAGCGUCUCUGUCUUGCCCCCUGUGUCCUGCGCUCUCCAGCAGUAAAUAGAUUCCCUGGUUUUCUUUGGCGCUCUCUUUGGAGUGAUGUGUGUGAUGCUGGUCAUGCUGAGUGGAAGGCGUCCCCGGGAUACCGGUGCUGGUAGCAUGGGCAGGGGGUUGCUUAUACCUAAGCACUGGGAACUGGAGGAGGGCACGUCUCUCAUUGGUCUGUGCACCUGCGUUGCAAGGGGUGCUAUUGGCAGGGGAAAAGGAGAACCCUACCCAGCCCCUACUCUCUUUGUUGUAAAGCACUGACGGUUAUUUGGCCACUGAGCAGAUUCCUGACCUACGUUUGGGGUUAGGUCCCUGCUCGAUGGAUCAGCGGAUAACUGCAUGGCAGGGGUCUUCUCCUCUCGGCCCCUCGCCCCAGGGCCUUGGGCAACUGGCCACUGCGUUUCCAAGAGCUUUGUGGGGAGGCUGCCUGCCCGUUCGCAGUGCCCUCUCCUCCACCCUCUUGCUUGGUAGCCCCAGGGUUGGAUUAAGAUGGGAGGGGAAACCCAGCUGCACAGCCUUGUUUGAUUCUGUACAUAAUAACAAUAAUAUAUUUUUUAAAUAAAAUGGAAAACACAA
This is a messenger RNA of Caretta caretta (loggerhead turtle), 3274 nucleotides long. RefSeq names its product BAR/IMD domain containing adaptor protein 2 like 2 (gene BAIAP2L2). The record is from RefSeq and is a predicted model, not a curated record. Gene Ontology annotation, molecular function: protein binding. Gene Ontology annotation, cellular component: nucleoplasm; cytosol. Gene Ontology annotation, biological process: positive regulation of actin filament polymerization; actin crosslink formation; actin filament bundle assembly. NCBI's taxonomy places the organism in Eukaryota, Metazoa, Chordata, Testudines, Cheloniidae.